AAGAAGGAAAUGGUCCUAGAAGUGGACUACUUUAAACAAGCCUUUAAGGGAUAUCUCUUACAGUUUAAUAAUAAAAGUAUACUAUACCCUAUUAUAUACUAUUUAGCAGUCUUAAGCCUAACUAAAAAAAACUACAUAAUAUAUAAUAAAGAGCUAUUUACAAUUAUAUUUUGCCUAAAGGUAUAG
Trichoderma virens Gv29-8 is the source of this 186-nucleotide messenger RNA. RefSeq lists its product as uncharacterized. The transcript has a single exon. The record is from RefSeq and is a predicted model, not a curated record. The annotation marks the transcript as partial. NCBI's taxonomy places the organism in Eukaryota, Fungi, Ascomycota, Sordariomycetes, Hypocreales, Hypocreaceae.